AUGUCGCCAGCUCGAAAUGGAUGGCAACAUCCCUGCAUCAAGCGAUCUCGCACUGCUUCCAGCAGAGUUGCAGUAAUGCUGGUGCUCAUGGCUGGCUUGCUUAGACUUGGCAGAGAUCGCAGGAAUCUGCUCUUCACGCCAUGCUCCUUACCCAGCCGUGCGCCCAGCGCCGUGACUCGUGCCUAUGGUGGCCCCUGGCAGGACGAGGCGCAAGUGCACGGCGAGAUGUCUCUUGACGAAAUGCAAGAAACAGAUGAUCAUCAUCAGCAUGCCUGGAAUGCUACACGCAUAGUGCUCGCCAGCUCUCUGGUGGCCUUGCUCCUGUCCUUUGGCAUCUCAAUGUAUCUCUCUUUCAGCUCAAAUUUACCCUCCAGUGAGCAAGUCACCUAUGCUGCUUGGUAUUCCAAAGUCGCCGACAGGAUUCGGGCUCUGGUGGCCCAAAAGCCGGCCUCAGGACCCCCCUCCGUCGCGGCGCGAAUCCGUAACAUCAGCAGUAUCCUAGACGUCACGCAGGAGGACAUCUAUACCGAAUUCUGGCAAAGUCUGUCCUCAGAUGUCCUCAUCUUUCGCGCCUACUACCCGCUCCUAGACUUUUACAUCAAUGCUACCUAUCCGCAUCCCACUCCGCAGCAGGAGCUCCUAUGCAAAUCGCUGCGUUUUGAGCUAUUCCGUUUCUCAAGGGCCCUCGAUGAUUUUGACGCAUGCGUUAACGCAAAGAACAGUCGAGGGACGGAGAAGGCAUUUGCUGAGCUGUCUGUCGCUUAUGACCACUACUUGAAGGCUGCAAACUUGUACGAAGGCUACGACCCCAUGACUAGCACAGAGGUGCUGUACAAGGAUGUGGCAGACUCUCAGCUGGUGUAUACACCUAUUGCGGUACAAAAGCCGGCAAUUCGGGACGAAGUGCUGGUCAUUCGAGGCCCAGACAAGGGCAAGAUGGGUCGUGUGAUAUGGCUAUAUGAUGGGCUCACUGCCACAGUGAAGCUCGAACCUAAUCCACUUCUGGGCGGUUCGCAGAUGAAGGGUGUGCGGGAAGUUAAGUCAUUUCCGCAGACGUGGAUAGCUCUGACCAGAACGAAUGAACAGAAUCGUAUUCUGGACCUGGUUCUAGCCGGUGUCGCGACCUUUUUCACUUGUUGCAUCACUUACCCUCUUGAGACGAUCAAAGCACGGCUGCAGGCUGGGCAAGCAGCUCUUCCAAAGGGGGAUGCGACAGUCGUCGUUUCAGACUUGUACAGUGGCUUGUUAAGCACUCUUGUCAGGGAGGUGCCAGCAAAGAGCCUUUACAUCUCUGGCUUCAACAGCAUCACCCGGUUCUUCUGCCUCCUACCUUUUGUGGACGCGAACAACGCAGACCUGAAGCUGCUCGUGAUGAUCCCUGCAGGGGCCUUGGCCUACUUCCCAGGGACCUUCCUCAGGGCUCCCUUUGAACUCUUGAGCCGGCAGCUUCAGACUGGGGUCUAUAAGUCCGAGGAGGCGGCCGUGGAGGGCCUCCUAGCAGAUACCGAGGGCCUCAGAGAUAAGUUGGUGAGAAGUUGGAGCCUCGUCGUCUUGCGUGGGCUGCCUUUUGGCGCUUUGCAGUACUCUCUCUAUGAUUUCCUUCACGAAAACGUCGAGUUGGUCCCGUUUGGCAUACCGCUGAGCCUCCAGCCAGUGAUCUGGGGUGCUGCUUCGGGAGCUCUUACAGGACUGCUGACUAAUCCGCCCGACCUUAUCCUGUCCGUACUCCUUGCCAAGGAACAGCCUGAGUCAUCGGAGUCACGGGCGGAGAAUAUUCUUGAAGCCUCGGGCCGAGCCGCACAGUCGAUUUAUGACUCGGAGGGCUUUGUGGGCUUCUUCCAGGGGGGAGCUGCGAGGGCUCUCCAAAUCGGAGCCGAGUCUUGUGUUUUCUUCACAAUCUUAGAAGCGCUCAAGGUCCUGAGCGGCGUUUGGGUGGUAGUCGAGGUCGUCACCCACUUGCUAUUGUUGCGCCUGCCAACUCACACACUGAGCCCGAGGAACAUUUUGAGCAUCAAGCGAGCAGCACGAGCCGAGUGCGUCAGCCUGACUUUGUCGCAGUUGAUGAAGAGUACCAAACCUGAUCCAGAAUCCUGCAUUCGAACUGCGCAAUGGCUGCACGAUCAGCUGCCGAUUCGCUUUGCCAGGCGUAUUGAGGACAUCCUGCAGCUACCUCAUGUGGUGGUCAUCAAUCCUCAGAUCAACAGCAUCCUCUCGACUUACCUGGAGACGUUCGAAGCCAUUCACUCUUUUCCUCCGAUUCGGACGCAGGACAACGAGAUGGCAUUUCUGCAAGUCAUUCGCGAGCAACUAGCAAAGCACAAUCCCGGAACCCGCUUGAUUGCGGAGGGCUACCGUGAAGUGCGGCGCUUGUAUCCCUCGAUCCACCUGGAUGCAUUCUUGCACGAUCACUUUACGACCCGGAUCGCUACGAGAAUCUUAAUGGAUAACUACAUGGAGAUGCGUGUCCCAAGAGAAGAGCACAUUGGAGUGGUUCGGCAAAACAUGCGGCCGCUCAAGAUCGUGCAGGAAAUUGCAGGUGAACUCACUUUGCUCACCACGUCCCUCUACGGCUGCGCCCCCGAGGUCGAAUAUCGCGGCAAUCCGGAUUGCAUUCUUGACUACAUUCCCAGACAUGUGAAGUACAUGGUGAGGGAGCUGCUGAAGAAUGCUUUCAGAUCCACCGUCGAACGGCAUUUGGCGAGGAGUACCAUGUCCGACAAGUUGCCACAUGUCGCUGUGGAAUUGCAGCAGGGGGACAUUCACGUGAUCUUUAAGAUCUCGGACCAAGGGGGUGGCAUGCCCAAGAGUCUGCAGCGUGAGGCUUGGAAGUAUGGCUGGACAACGGUGGACGCGAACAAGAAGAGCCCUGAAGCCUUCCAAUGCGCGGAGGAGUCUUGCAGCUGGGAUCGCGGGAUGGAUUCCAAAGCGCCCGAGCGCAGCGAGCUCGCGGGAUAUGGCUUCGGGCUUCCACUGACACGCCUGCAUGCGCAGUACUUCGGAGGGGAUGUUUUCAUGCAAGCGCUGCCCGGUCAUGGGACGGAUCUGAUCCUGAUCUUGACCCACCUCAAGGAAGGGACGCCCUCCACGGAGUUCGACGAUCUCUCAACUCUCCUCUACAAGAAAGAGCGCAAGCCUGAUCGCGAGGAAUAG
Messenger RNA from Symbiodinium necroappetens, 3150 nucleotides. The record is from the annotation of a GenBank genome assembly. Lineage: Eukaryota; Dinophyceae; Suessiales; Symbiodiniaceae.